CAUCCAUCCAUCCAUCCAUCCAUCCAUCCACCAAUCCUCAAAUUUUACAUUCCUUGCUCUCGUCCCCUCUACCCUAUUCCGAAUUACAUUGUAUAUUUUGUUUUAAUUCGCGACAUCAAGACUUGAAACGAAAAACCUCCGCAAUCAAAGGCAAUCUCAUCCCGCGCAUGCUCCUCUUGACUUAAAAUAAAUAGUGAAAGGAUGAACCCAAAUUCGAACUAAAGUCUUCUUCGCUUCCCUCAAAAGCCUUGUGCGAUUAUUCUCGAUAGCCUUUCCGUUUCCCACCCGUUUCUCGACGCUACUGCAACAAGUAGACAGUGGACUCUGACACAGACACCUCCUCGGUGGACUAAGGGACCAUUUGUAGGGGGGAGGGUAGACUAGAUCACGACUGAUUUGGAUUGUUCACAAUUAAGGAAAGCUACCUUUUCUCUAUCUUCCUUGUCUUGGACAUACCGGAAACUUCUGAUCGUUCGUAUAAUUCGGAUUGUGGACUUCUAGAAGCGCUGUUGUACACCAUCAGUGGUGCGCACUGCAUCAAAAGUAUAUUACCUCAUCUGCAAUACCGUGGAUACCAAGAAUCCGGUCAAUAUUCACAUGCAGCUAAGAGGCGCUCGCUACGUUCAAGCAAUCCAUGUAGGACUAUCAAUUCUUGCAUAAGUCUUCAAGUAGGCAGGCUGCGGCAAUUAUGGCAUUUUACGACUCUUCUUCUGAUCAAGAAGUCGGUUUUCCGAUAAUUCUCGAACCUGAUGAUGAUUCACUUUUCGAAAUGCGAUUAGACGAUACGAGGUUAGAUAACGAUACAAUGAAAGAAGUGCAUCAUGUCAAAGCAGUCAAAAAGGUCAAUGAAGUUGCAAAAAGUGCCAUGGUGCCAAAACAUCCAAUAAGUUCCAUGCAGGGUGCUUUUGCAGAGUCGAUGCAAGAGGCUAGCGACACAGCUCGAACAGCACCCAAAAUCGGCGACGCAGCGACCCGACGAAAGAUCUUAAUUGAACAAGAUGUUUCCGAAGAUACACAUCCUUUGCGAUGGCAGAGGCAACCAGGUCAAAAAUAUCAUGAAUUGUGGAAAUUAAUGGCACAGAUAUCCUUUGGGAUUUAUCUACUCCUCAAUGGAAUCGCCCGAGAUGAAGAACAGGUCAUGUCAAUAUUACAGGGACAUGUGAAUGAGGUAGACGGGUUCUUAGAGAUGACGCUCGAGGAUUUCGAUCUGGCACAAAGUGACAUUGAGGAGAGAUUAAAGCAUUUGAAACUUCCAUUACAAAAUCUCGCCAUUUUCGAUUCUAUGUUGGAAGAUCGAGCUUUUAGGUCACAAAUCGUCAGUGGCAACGAACGUAUCGAGCACGUUAUUGCACGUACCGCAGCAGCGAUGAAGGACACUAUUCUUGAUGCGCAACAAGGAAUGGAUGCUUGUAGGGAAUUCACAAUGUACCUGGCAGGGCAGAAAGAUAAUCGGUCAUGGCGAAAACAACGGCCCAACAUGGAGAGAGUCUUUGAUGCAAUGUGUGGAAAUGUAGAAGGUUGGCAUAAGGCUUAUGUCUCGUUACAAACCAAAGGUAAUCAUCUGGGGGUUUCUCUCAGCCAAUUGGGAAGUAUUGUGGCAGAAAUGGAUCGCAGAGCUGGCAGGAUAAGUCGGGAGUCAAGAUUCAGUAAUUCUUCUCCUAUACAAGCACCAGCUGCUCCAGUAUCUCGCAAUCUUCGAGCUUCCAUGAUAAAAGAGCUCCCCAGCGAUCCGAACCCUACAGCUCCAUCAAUGUCAGCUAUAUUACCAGCAAUUGCCUUGGUACAAGACCGAGAACAGACCCCAGAGCCAGAGUCGGAGCCAGAGUCGGAACCAGAACCAGAGCCCGAAUCUGAGAGUGAAGGAGAACCUGAACCUGAACCUAAACCCGAACUACUAUAUACUCUCAAACCUAUCACAUAUUCACCUCUACUUCUUCCAACAACGUACUCUCCAAUUCUUGCUCCAACAACUUACUCCCCAAUACCUUCUGCAACGACACCAAUCGUUACUACGACCACACCAGUCCUUCCCGCCACCACUUAUUCCCCGAUGCUCCCCCCAACAACUUAUUCUCCGAUGCUCCCCCCGACAACUUAUUCCCCAUUACUUUUGCCGACCACCUAUUCUCCGAAUCCAUCACCAAAACCUUCGCCGAAGCCCUCACCAAAGCCUUCAAUCAACACUUCGCCCAAAGCCUCAUUAAAGUCCUCGCCCAAGUCCUCGCCCAAAGUUUCUCCGGAAAUUUCUCCAAGAAAAGAGGUUCAGAAGGAAUUUGUCCUCCAAUCCGCCCCGGAAGGCAAGAGAAAACCAUCUCUUCGAAAGCGCUUUUCUUUCAAGAACAAGGAAACCGAGACCGAAACUGAUACCCUAAAACCCCCUCCAAAAUUACUCUCCGCCCCACGAAUUACUUCAGUUGCGGAAUCAGUAGUAGAUCCGUAUCUGUAUUUGAAGCCCAAUACAGUGGUUCGUCCUCGUGAACGAUCCGAACAGCGUCGCAUUGAGCCUUUGGAUUUAUCAGCUGAUAGAGAGGAGCGCCAAAGAGAAAAGCAAAUUAGAGAGGAGCGUAGCCGAGAACGUAUCAGGGAAGAGCGUCGUAGAGAAGAACGUAGAGAGGAACGUAGCAGGGAAUCGAACAGAGAGGAGCGAAGAAAUAGAGAUGAGAAGAGCAGAGAUCGUGAAAAUAAAAUUCGCAAACGAGAGGAGCGUAAAGGAUCAGGACCGUUAAGUAUUCCCAGACACCCUGAACUAGCGAAGGAUACACCCCCAUCUCGUGGAGUCGAUUCGGCAUACUGUUCCGAAUCGGACCCUCCAAUUGCGAUUCGUUCGAUACAAGAACACCUCCCAUCACCAGCAUUUCAAUCUCCUUCUUCGGCAAUCUCAGCACCAGUUUUGAUGAGUCGCGAACGUGAUAUCCCGCCACCCAUUUUAACAAGAGAUUUCAUCCCAUCCCCUCACUCCGAAAAACAAUUCUUUCGUCCCGUCAACGCAUCUCCACAUUCACCAUUGCAAAGACCAUGGACUGCAGCCCCGAUGCAUCACCAUGAGCGCGUACCAAGUGGUUUAUCGAGAUCAAUGGCACCGAGUCGUAUGGGAAUGAGUGUGAUGAGCGAUAUGACGACGGUCACAAUGGAAGAUGGAAAGAAAGUUAAAAAGAAGAGAAGUGCAUUUGGAUGGCUGAAGAAAGCAUUCAGUCUAAGCGAAGAAGAGAGAGCAGAAUAUGAAGAAAGGAAAAGGAGGCAAGAACCUGAUCCUUAUUAUGAACAGAGACCCCCAAGGCAAUUUUUAGAUGGUAAAAGGUUACCGCAACCUCAAGGGAUUAGAUAGAGAGGGCUUGAUGAGCAUAGCGAGCGUGCAUUUUUCCUUUGUUUUCUGUGCAAUGAUACCCAUUCUGCAUAUGUAGUUUUUUUCUUUUCUGUUGCUGGAAUUUCUAAUGGUCCAUCGCAUUUCGAGAUGAGAUAGGAGCGAGAAUAUAGGUGAUAUUUUAUCACAUGGAGUUAGUAUAGCGAUGGUGUUUUGGUUUGGGAGCAUACUGAGCUUCUAUAUAGCUGUUGAAUUGGUAGGAAGGGAGGAGGUAUAUCGAUUGAUUAAUCGAUUGGGUGGGUGGGUUGAUGAGUUAUUAAAAAAACUCCCGGGCUUGCACGGGAACUGGGAAGGGAGAGAGAUGAGAUGAGAUAGUAUUUGCAGAAAAGAUAGCAGACGCCUCGAAAUUGUGAGAUCGAGAGUAUUAAUGAUAUGAUUGA
Molecule: messenger RNA, 3741 nt
Organism: Botrytis byssoidea
Lineage: Eukaryota; Fungi; Ascomycota; Leotiomycetes; Helotiales; Sclerotiniaceae
Exons: 2
Coding region: 689-3325 (878 amino acids)
Source: RefSeq, a predicted model, not a curated record